GGGAAGUAUGGCGGAACUGUUGUUAGACGCAGAUAUCCGUCUCUGGGUGUUUCUACCCAUCGUCAUCAUCACCUUCCUCGUCGGGAUCAUCAGACACUACGUCGCGGUCCUUCUGUCUUCCCAGAAGAAGGUCGAGCUCCUUCAAGUGCAAGACAGCCAAGCACUCCUACGAUCAAGGCUAUUAAGGGAGAAUGGGAGAUUUUUACCAAGAAAUUCCUUCCUCAUGCGAAGGCAAUUCUUCAACAAUGAAGAAACAGGGUACUUCAAGACCCAGAAGAGACAGGGAGCAGCUGGUAACCCAAUGACAGAUCCAAACAUGAUGACAGAGAUGCUAAAGGGUAACAUUACAAAUGUCUUGCCCAUGAUUGUGAUUGGAGGAUGGAUUAAUUGGACUUUUUCUGGAUUCGUCACAACAAAAGUGCCGUUUCCUCUUACUCUGCGCUUCAAGCCUAUGCUUCAGAGAAGCAUUGAUCUCAUGUCCCUUGAUGCAUCCUGGGUGUCAUCUGCCUCAUGGUAUUUCCUCAAUGUCUUCGGACUCCGCAGCAUCUAUGCCCUUGUCUUGGGAGAAAAUAAUUCUGCUGACCAAACAAAGAUGAUGCAGGAGCAGAUGACUGGAAGUGCCAUGGUUCCUCCCGAUCCAAAGGCAGCUUUCAAGGCUGAAUGGGAGGCUCUUGAAGUAUGUGAUCACAACUGGGCUCUGAAAAAUGUUGAAAGUGACCUCCUGGGUAGUGGAAAGACAUCUCAUCCUGAGCCCAAUUCUUCUGAGGCCAUCUACUACCAAAGCAAGACAGAAUCCUAGUCAGCACUGUGCCCAGUCCUCAUCUAUGUUCCAUUUCUACAUCCUCAAACUCCACCUCAUUUUUCAUGCUGGAUCUGACACUUCAGUUAUGUUGUGAGACUUGGCAAAAUUGAUCACAUAAAAGUUUAUCAUGAAUACAGUCAUAUGUCAAAGUCCUGUAUUCCAUGUUACUCUUCCAGCUUAUUGAAUGACUUGUUCUGCUCUCUUUUUUCUGGGACACUCAUGGU
Messenger RNA from Darwinula stevensoni, 1026 nucleotides. Lineage: Eukaryota; Metazoa; Arthropoda; Ostracoda; Podocopida; Darwinulidae. The record is from the annotation of a GenBank genome assembly.